AUGAAGGUGAAGAAACGGACAGAGACUCUUAGAUCAUCAGCAGGAGGGGUUCCUCACAUAUCAGACAUGAGGAUUGUGCUGCUGGGAUACAGAACUAAUGGGAAGAGUUCAUGUGGAAACACCAUCCUGGGCAGACAGGAGUUCCAGACUCCAGGAAGAACAGCUGAGUGUGUGAAGAGAGAAGGGGAAACAGCAGAUAGACACAUCACUAUAGUGGAGGCACCAGGACAGUGGGUAAACCCUGUGGAGCACAUUCCUGAACGUGUUAAACGAGAGAUUGUCCUCAGUGUGUCUCUGUGUCCUCCAGGACCCCAUGCUCUACUCCUGGUCAUUAGGCCGGAUGAGUCAUUUCCAGAGACACGCAGAAGAGGAGUACAGGAACUCCUGGAGCUCCUGGGUGAGAGAGUCUGGAACCACACCAUAGUGCUGUUCACCUAUGGGGACUGUCUGGGAGACACAAGCAUUGAGCAGCACAUUGAGAAUGGAGGAGAGGCUCUGCAGUGGGUUGUAGAGAAAUGUGGAAACAGUUACCAUGUUUACAAUAAGAAGAGAGGUGGUGACCAGGUGACAGAGCUGCUGGAGAAGAUAGAAGAAAUGGUGACGGUGAACAAUGGUCAUCACUUUGGCUUUGAAAACAACAUGAUGAUUACACUGACUGAGAACAAAAAGGAAGAAAAUAAAAGAGCAGAGCAGAGGAGGAUGAAGGUGCAGACACAGAGAAACAGUCUCAGAUCAUCAGCAGACAUGAGGAUUGUGCUGCUGGGAGGCAGCGCUGCAGGGAAGAGUUCAUGUGGAAACACCAUCCUGGGCAGACAGGAGUUCCAGACUGCAGGAAGAACAGCUGAGUGUGUGAAGAGAGAAGGGGAAACAGCAGAUAGACACAUCACUGUGGUGGAGGCACCAGGACAGUGGAUAAACCCUGUGGAGCACAUUCCUGAACGUGUUAAACGAGAGAUUGUCCUCAGUGUGUCUCUAUGUCCUCCAGGACCCCAUGCUCUACUCCUGGUCCUUAGGGCGGACGCGUCACUCUCAGAGACAGACAGAAGAGUAGUGCAGGGACUCCUGGAGCUCCUGGGUGACAGAGUUUGGAGUCAUACUCUAGUGCUGUUCACCUAUGGGGACUGUCUGGGAGACACAAGCAUUGAGCAGCACAUUGAGAAUGGAGGAGAGGCUCUGCAGUGGCUUGUAGGGAAAUGUGGCAACAGGUACCAUGUUUUAGACAAUGAGAAGAGAGAUGGUGGCCAGGUGACAGAGCUGCUGGAGAAGAUAGAAGAGAUGGUGAUGGUGAACAGUGGACCCCAUGCUCUACUCCUGGUCUUAAGGGCGGAUUCAUCAAUCACAGAUUCAUUCAGAAGAGGAUUACAAGAAUGCUUGGAGCUCCUGGGUGAGAGAGUCUGGAGCCACACUAUAGUGCUGUUCACAAAAGGGGACUGUUUGGGAAACACAAGCAUUGAACAGCACAUUGAGAGUGGAGGACAGGCUCUGCAGUGGCUUGUAGGGAAAUGUGACAACAGGUACCAUGUUUUAGACAAUGAGAAGAGUGAUGUUGGCCAGGUGGAAGAGCUGCUGGAGAAGAUAGAAGAGAUGGUGAUGCUGAACAGUGACAUGAGGAUUGUGCUGCUGGGAUACAGAACUAAUGGGAAGAGUUCAUGUGGAAACACCAUCCUGGGCAGACAGGAGUUCCAGACUCCAGGAAGAACAGCUGAGUGUGUGAAGAGAGAAGGGGAAACAGCAGAUAGACACAUCACUGUGGUGGAGGCACCAGGGAACUGGGAAUCUCCUCCAGAGCUUGCUCCUGAACGUGUUAAACAAGACAUUAUCCUCAGUGUCUCUCUGUGUCCUCCAGGACCCCAUGCUCUACUCCUGGUCCUUAGGGCGGACGCGUCACUCUCAGAGACACGCAGAAGAGGAGUACAGGAACUCCUGGAGCUCCUGGGUGAGAGAGUCUGGAACCACACCAUAGUGCUGUUCACCAGAGGGGACUGGCUGGGAGACACAAGCAUUGAGCAGCACAUUGAGAGUGAAGGAGAGACUCUGCAGUGGGUUGUGGAGAAAUGUUGCAACAGGUACCAUGUUUUAGACAAUGCGAAGAGAGAUGGUGACCAGGUGACAGAGCUGCUGGAGAAAAUAGAAGAGAUGGUGGCAAUAAACAGUGGAGAAAAUACUAUUGGCGACUUUCCCAAUUUUAGUGCCUUACCUGAUGACAUGCCAAGAGAGGAUUCUUCAGAUGUAUCUGCCAAAUCAUCACUCAAGACAGAGAUUACAAAGCCCUUGAAGAAGGUGAAAAGCACAGAAGAGAUUGUGUUGCCAGGAAAUUUUGGAGAGGGCAUUAUGGAUGAUCGUCCCAGUUUCAGCAAGGCCAAUCCUGAUGAUUUCUCUAGAGGAGAUGACUCUGCAUCAGCACUCCAGACAGGCGUGAUGAAGCCGCGUAAGCUGCUCAGCAUUACUGCCUCCAUUCAGAGAUCUGGGGCUGGUGCUGGUGCAGAGGAGAGCAGAGGGGCUGCUGAGGUAUCCAUGGUGAUGGUUCCACAAGCCAGACAGGAUGGAGGGGCCAAGAGAACAGAGGUCACAACAGGAGAAUGGAGGUCACCCUUGAAGGAAGGAGUCAGCGAAGCCAAUCCUGAUGAUUUCUCCAGAGGAGAUUCUGCAUACGACUCUGCAUCAGCACUCCAGACAGGCGUGAUGAAGCCGCGUAAGCUGCUCAGCAUUACUGCCUCCAUUCAGAGAUCUGGGGUUGGUGCUGCUGAUGCAGAGGAGAGCAGAGGAUCCGCUGAGGUAUCCAUGGUGAUGGUCAGCGAAGCCAAUCCUGAUGAUUUCUCCAGAGGAGAUUCUGUCUUUUCAUCAGCACUCCAGCCAGACUUAAAGACAGCAGGCUUUACAGCUAAAGAUCCCUUUGUGGAUAUUUCCAAAAUAACGUUUAAUGCCACUGAAUGCAUCGGGAAAGGCUCCUAUGGAGUCGUUUACAGAGGAUCAUACCAGGGAACUCCUGCUGCCGUCAAGAUCAUAACAACAGGAAACAAUCCAGCAGUUACAAAUGAGUUCAUUAUACCCUGGCGUUUGUCUCAUCCCAACAUUGUGCGGAUGAUGGCUGUUGCCAAAAGUGAGACCCAGAUCCUCAUUGCUAAUGAGUACAUCCACGGUGCUAACCUGCAAGAGGUUCUCCACACAGACACUCCUAUCAAGUUGCAGCAAGAGGAUAAGCUGCUUGUGGCGCUAGAUCUUGCCAUGGCUGUUGAGUACAUACAUGGUAAAAACAUAAUCCAUCAAGACCUGAAGCCAGCAAAUAUAAUGGUUGCUGCAGUGAAUAAACAGGCCUACCUGACUGACUGGGGCUUGGCAAACCUGAUGGAAACAGUGACCAUGUCAACAGCUGGCAGUCCCAUGGGGGCUUUCUGCGGUGCACUGGGGGGUACUCCACAGUACAUGGCCCCAGAGUGCCUCGUCGAGUGUGACAAAUGCAGCACCAUGUCCGACAUGUGGUCUCUUGGCAUCACUCUUCUUGAGAUGUUCACAGACUCCAAGCCGUGGACAUAUACCACAGUGCAAGAACUUCGUAAGCUUCUUCACAAGAAAAAAGAUCCCCCGGCUUUGUCUAAACUACAGCCACCUCUUCGUGACAUUGUGAAACCCCUAAUAAAGUAUACACCCAGGUUUCGUAAGAAUGCCAACGACCUGGCUAGGCGAAAGGCCCCAUAUGGAGUAACAGAGACGCUGAUUGAGGCAGGCAUCCGAGCAUGCAGUGAAGAGCAAGCAGCAGGAGGCAUCGAGCUGCAAGAUGCGAUAGGAGAUGUGACGACGCCGAAGCUGGAUGGAGAUGGCACAGUGUGGUGGCUGGCAAAGCCAACAGCCAGGAGCAGCGAUGGAAGCCGUCCCUCCCAACCACAGGUGUGGAGGAAAGCAACCGCAGGUGUUGAGGAAAGCAGCCACAUCAGCGGGCCAGCGCACGUGUUUCUGGUCUGGAAGGCCGUCCACAAACAGGCUCGUCCACAACCGGGUAUCGGUGGCAAGUUGUUUUGGAGUGGGUGA
Molecule: messenger RNA, 4026 nt
Organism: Engraulis encrasicolus (European anchovy)
Lineage: Eukaryota; Metazoa; Chordata; Actinopteri; Clupeiformes; Engraulidae
Exons: 15
Coding region: 1-4026 (1341 amino acids)
Biological process (GO): protein phosphorylation
Molecular function (GO): GTP binding; protein kinase activity; ATP binding
Source: RefSeq, a predicted model, not a curated record